Messenger RNA from Mya arenaria, 6662 nucleotides. RefSeq lists its product as uncharacterized. The record is from RefSeq and is a predicted model, not a curated record. Lineage: Eukaryota; Metazoa; Mollusca; Bivalvia; Myida; Myidae. Gene Ontology annotation, biological process: double-strand break repair via break-induced replication; resolution of meiotic recombination intermediates; mitotic intra-S DNA damage checkpoint signaling. Gene Ontology annotation, cellular component: Holliday junction resolvase complex; nucleus. The transcript has 27 exons. The coding region runs from base 8 to 6472 and encodes 2154 amino acids. Gene Ontology annotation, molecular function: 3'-flap endonuclease activity; crossover junction DNA endonuclease activity; DNA binding.
UCCAAAAAUGAAUUUUAAUCGUAGUAUUUCUGUUUACGUAAGAAAUAAAAACAGAUAUAACCUAGAGACUAAAGAGCACAAUUUUCUUCACGUUGAUGUAAAUGAUUUUGCAGGAACAACGAUUGGAGACAUAAAAGAGAAUGUGAGAAGACAAUGCCGCAAUACUUUGAAGAUUGAUGAGCUUUUCCUUCACAACACUCCACUUGCUGAUGACAGAUCAAUAGCACAUUACAAUCUGCAAGAUGGGAGUGUUCUUGAGACAACAUCCAACCCACUCUGGGUGGCAUGUCUCUACAUCAAGGCUGCAGAGAUUAAACAAACAAUGGAGGGCAAUCCGGACAAUGAGGACAUACAACACUGGACCAACCAGUCACUCCCGAAGAAAUACACUCUGAUUGGCAUUCUACUAAACUCCAAGAAUGAGUUUGAAAAACAGCCUCCUCAUUUUCCUACCCUUGAUGAUUUUCUCCCAUUCCUUGAGCAACUGAACAAGAAAGGGGCGACAAUGCAUCCUCAGUACACGCAGCGAGACAUGCGAGCCCUCGAGGUACAGUUUCAACAGGACUUCCUGCGUCACUAUGAAGACCCACUUGCGGCCUUUAUUGACCACCACGCUAUCAGAUUGGGUUAUGCACUCCCAGCUGAAUUAGAAGCAAUGCGGGUUGUUCCGCCAGCUCCAGUGAAUAAGCAUCAGGGUUUUGGUGAAGUGAAUCCAGUCCCAAACAUAACUAGGUCUACAGGCAAAAGAAAACAGGGACGUAUGUGUGAAGACUGUGAACAGGCUGCCGCGGACAUCUACUGUCCGGAAUGUCAGGGAGGCCUGGCUUUAUGUAGUGGCUGCUCUGCUUUACUGCAUGCUGGGGCUUCACGCAGGAGACAUCAGCUACGGGGAGUGGACCAGGCACCGACAGUUGGGGGUAAACCCUAUGUUCCCAGGGCGUUUCUGGCUCCAUUUUCUAUCAUUCUGGCCAUGUACAGAGCUAUGCGGAAUGAUGGACGUCUAAGUCUGACUGAAGCAGAGAUCAAGUCCCGGGCUCAACCAUUCACUGAUACAGACCUAUAUGAUAAACAACCAGGCAAGUAUGUCGGUGGGUUUGACUGUAUGGAAAACACGCUUAUGGCAAAAGGCAUCGUGAAAAAGGAGGCAGCCAGAGAACCCACGUUUGCGCUGUCAUCAUCGGGCCAGCGACUGGGAGAGAGGCUGGAAGUGUUCUCGGGUGCAUUUCACCAAUAUAUGGACAUAUGCCGGAUGCCGAAAGUCUCAAGCAUGGUCAGGCAGUGCCCAUUGCCCGGUAGACGACUUGUCCUGAUUGUUGAUGACAAUGAAAGAGAUAGGGCCCGCCUGACCCAGUUUGCAGCCGGUAAAAACCUGCCUGUACAGUCUCGACUAUUACCCGCCGGCGACUAUGUAUGGAUACUCACAUCUUCGCAGGGAUCCGAGGCAGAUACAUCAAAUGAACUGGUCUUGCCAUUUGUCAUUGAACGAAAGAGUUGGGAAGAUCUCAACAACAGCGCCAACAGCACGAGGUUCCAACGCCAGGUCAACAGUAUGCUGGGAAGUGGACUGAGGUGUUUCUACCUGGUGGAAGGAAGUAUCGCCAGUCUGAGGAACUGCAACCAACAGGGCAGGCUUAAGAGUUUGCUGAAGCAGUUAACAGUAGAGAAAGGGUUCCAUGUAAACUACACCUCAUCCUGGAUGAAGACGGCGCAAUGGCUUAUGUGGUUCUCAAAGAUUGUUGCUGAUAGUUUCUCACAAAGGGAGUUCAUGAACCAAUGCAUAUCUUACAAGGAGUAUGCGUCGUGUGUUGCCCGAAACCGUCAGGCAGCCAAUGAAAACACAGCAUUUAGAAACAGUGCAAAACAAGCCCAUGUCUGGCAUGCUCAGAAUUUUGUAGACAAUAUUAUCAGGGAUGGACAGGAGGAUCGGCCAUUUAAGGAGGCCCUUCAGGUUGAUCUUGGUCUGGAAAAAAGGGGUCUUACUCACCUGCUGGUCAUUCAGGGCCUCGAACAAUACAACAAGCGACGUCAGUCCACUCUCAACAAGUGCUGCGAGACGGUGAAUGAGCGUCCGGGUUCGGCAGACGACAUUGUGCUUGAAAAUGUCGGGCAAGCCAUCCAUACCAUGGUCCACUAUGAUGUUACGUCAUACUGGCAACUGUAUAUGCAGGUCACUUGUGGCAUUUUCAUCGUGAGGACUGAGAAUGCAGGUGACACGGAAGGAAUUCAGCAGGCUUUUCUAAACAUUGACUCUAUGGUACAGCCAUUAGCGCAGCAAGCAGAGCUGGGAAAAUUCAGGGCUAAUCACAUUGGAAAGCCACGACAAAAGAUGACUCCACAUGUGACAGUAAAAGCUCCUGUCGGUCAGUACCACACUGCAGAUGAACCUAUUAUCAUGAAUAGGAAACAGCCAUCAGACCAACCUGAUGUUUACCAACCAAGAAUAACAACCCGUAUUUGUAAUGGUAACGACAGGACAAACUUCAGACAAACACCAGGAGGGGCGAAACACGUUGACGAUGGCACACGAAGAAAACCUGUGACAUCAAGUAUUAAAAAUGAUUCUUUGUACCCAAGUUGUUUUGAACCAGUUGGUAUACCAGAUCCACAGGCAGAUAGUGUGAUAAACUAUGGAGUGGAGAGACGUUCUUUAAGCUCCGGAGUUACAAAGAGUGAUGAUGUACAGAUACCAGACGUACAGCCGUUUGCUGGGCAAGGCUACUGUCUAGGAUCAGGAUUGUCAACGGCUCGAUUCGUCAGUAAUGGUCUUGGUGUUACGCCUAAAACUGGGAAAGGAGGGAUGGCAACAAGGCAGACCAGAAAUGAUACAUGUAAAGCAGGAACAUGUGGAGCAGAAAUAAACAUGAUGGUAGACAAUCAGGAAAACGUCCAAAGCCCGGGAAAUGGGCUUUCGGAGAAAGACUUCAUUGACUCACAGAAUGAAGAUCUCAUUAUGUCACAGGUUAUUGCCCAGAGUGCAAAAGAAGAUUUUCCCAUGACAACAGAAGAUGAGAUGUUGAAACUUGCUCUGGAGAUAAGCAGACAAAAUACAGGACUUAAGGAUUCCACAGUUGCAAAGCAACAACUGGGUGUCCACAGACCCAUCUUAGCUAGUCCGGGUUUGAAUAUUGGCACGACCUCAGGUGUUUGUGGUGUAGAGCGCACAGAUUUUGUUACAGAUAGACCAAAAAUAAGUAUGCACAACUCAACAGAAUCUUGUGGCAUUGAAAACUCCAGAAUAGCUAAGCAGGAAUUGAAUGAUCUUAAUUUCACAGGUGAUAGGGGUGAAGAUUUAAUAGGCAAUCUAACCAAGCUCACUGAGGAAGAACAAUUACAGUUAGCCAUUGAAAAAAGUAAAAUUGAGUGCCAUGGUAACACUAUUGUAGGACAUGACUUGUCAGAAAGGGACUUCUCUAGAGAAGUUGAUGGAGAUGUGUUUGAUAAAGAACAAAAUUUUGCAUUUGGCUUGAACAAAGGUAUCAGAAAAGGGCCAGUUGGGUCUAAUGAUGAAAUUGAUGACAAAGAUGAUAAAUUAAACAAAAUACAUGUGGAAGAAGAUGAAGAAGAGCAAAUGAAGCUGGCAAUGGAGUUAAGUAAACAGGAUACCAACAAAAACAGUUUUGAUAAACCUGAAGACGAACAUGACUUGGAAUUUGCUUUAAAAGACAGUGAAGUUCAAAAUGAAAAGAAUAGAGCAAAACGUGAUAUUUUUAAAAAACAGAUCGAACUUGCAAUAUACAACAGUAGAAAAUAUGAUGGUAUUACACAUGAAGCAGAUAAAACCCACCUUGGCAAACGAGUGCAUACUAUUGAGAAGAUACCAGACAGUGAUAAAAACCUAGGUUCAGAAGAAAAUGAGGCCAAACAAUUGCAUGAAGCAAUCAAGAGAAGUAGAAUAGAGCACAGUCCAAUGAAGAAGAUGAAAAUAGAUGGACAGGAUAUACAUUUAAGUGAGGAAGACAUGGUGAAACUUGCUAUUAACAAGAGCAUCUUGGAAUGUACACCAAAGAAGAAAACUGUGUGUGAACUUAAAGGAAAUGUUAAAGAGAAGCAAGAUGACGCAAUUCAUGUUAUUCAGAUAGAUUCUCAAAGCCAGGAAUUUGGAUACAGUCAGUCUGAUGUUAUACUCGAAAACGAUGAAGGCGUAUGUAUUCUUUCUCAGGAGACGAAUCAAAACUGUACUUAUGAUGAAGUUUUAACUGAUGUUGAUGAAAUGUCUGAUGCUGAUGAGGAAUUCAUUCCACCUUCACCUGAAAGUGGCAAAAGAAAACCUAUUUCAUUUUCAUCAUUGUCAAAUAUUAGUGGUAGAACAAGCAUGAUGCAAAGAAGUGCUGGAUCAUCUGCCGAAAGUCAUCCAGAAAGUACAGCAGAGAGGAAGAAAUUAAGUACAGAAAGUGAACAAAGUGGUUCACCCGCAAAACAUAAUGGUUGGGAUGAGAGCAGAUGGUCACAUGUGAACAAAGACAAUAGUUUAAAUAAAACAUCAGAUGAAGAUUUCAGUUUGAAGAAGAGUUUAUUCCUUGACAGUGAUAAGGAAUCUGAUAAUGAAAGUGAGGAAGAUAUUUUUGCAGCCGAAAAUAGUUUUUCUGACCAGGACAAUAGAAAAAAUGAAAAAGGAGGUGAGGAAACUGAGAAGAAAAAUGAAUAUAAAAGUAAUGACAUUAGUAAUAAAAAAAGUAAUGAUGUUGAAAUGGAUGUUAAUCUAAUCAUUGAUAAAGAACUUGAAGAUAAAAACAAUUACCUUCAUAAACAAAGUAAGUCUAAUGAUAGGUUAUCCAAAAGAAAUAGCGGAAGUGUUAGUUUAGUCCAAAUAAAGCAAGAAAAAGACAUAGAUCUCGAAUUAGAUGAGGGAGAUUACUUCGACCAUGAUGACGACAAUGACAUUGACUACCAACCUACUUCACAAGAAUUGAAGGAAGAUAUCGAGAGUGACAAUGGUGCAAGUAAUGAAGAUGAUGAAAUUGAAGAUUUGGAGCUGAAAGCCAGGUUAAACAGUGAUUCUCAGGAUAUUGCUCUACCAGUGAUAAAUAGACCAAGAAGUAUUAGAUAUAGAGAGCUUAAGCAACAGCAAUGUUAUCCGUCUGAGUCAGAAAAACCAUCGGCUGAACAAAAGAAGGAAACUGGUGAUGUGAUAGCAAGGAGAGAUGCUGAAUUAGCAAGACUGAUGCAACAGGAAUUUGACAGGGAAUACAAGAGUAAACACAAACAAAUAACUGAGGUUGAUGAUGAAUAUAUUGCAAGAGAGUUGCAAGAUAUGUUUGACAACGAAGUUGCAGGACAAGGACAUCAGACAGUAAAUGAGAAUGAUAAUGAGAAUACACCAUUCAUUGAAAAGAACAAUGCUUUACAAGCAAAUAUACAAACAGCGAAAACACUAGACUUGAAUAUGAACUUGACACAUCAUUCAGUUGUACAUAAAGAGGUAACUUUAGGUACUGUAAAUAAGACAAAAGUAGUAGAGGGUGUGAAACACCUGGAUAAUGAAUCACGGUUGGGACAGGUUGGUGUGCGUGAGUUACAGCGGAGGGAACUGGAGAAGAUUGCACGCUGGAGACACACAAUUGAGGCUGACGCUCGACUGGCUCGACAGAUGCAAGAUAUGGACCCGGACGAUCAGGAAGUGGUCAUUGAUGAUGAUUCUGUGAGGCCAGGGAAGGGCCCCUCUUCGAGUGUGGAUACUACAGAACAGAGCCUCAGUUUCAGACAGAUUGUAGCCCAGCACAGGGCCAGCAGGGAUAAGGCUCUUUCUCAAUUGGAAGAGUACCGGCAUCUGCAGAGUGAGAGAUUUCGGCAUGGACACGAUCAGGCACCAGUAUUGAACCUGGAUGACCAUCAGGCCCAGGUGGGCCGCACUGGAGGUCAAGCUUUGAUGGGAAACGCAGACUUCGGUGCUUUUAGGCCAGAUCUUCGCCUUGUCAGUGCCCCUACAGACACGAACGAUGUGAUUGUAGUGGAUGACCAGCCUUUUCAAUCUUUUGAAAGACAACAUAGUCACUUAAACAACCUACCGACAAGAAGUACCUACCGGCCUAAUAUAGAAGAAAGCACUCAGUUAAAGAGCCAAUCAAAUUCAGAUGGAGAUCACAUGGCAAUGGCAGAUGGUCAGAAGACCCAGAUAGACCAAUCACAGACAGAAACCAGAAAUUCAAAUAUAAAAUGUGGCAAUUGUGGACAGAAGGGUCACAACAGAACGUUUGUGAAAUGUCCGAGCUACCACACAGCUGAGGAAACCGCUAGGAGGGAGGCAAAGGUGGAAAAGAUCCGGCAGCAAAAGGAUAUGAAACGUAAGGAGCAACAAGAGACCAUUGAAAUGUUGUCGGACCACAAGCAACAACUUGAUGAGAUGACGGAGCAGAUAGAGCGUGAGAUGGGUAUAAUCCAGCGUUCCUUGCAACAGCGCGCGGCCGAGCUUGAAUCUCAGGUUUCCUCUCGCGUGAAACGCAUGGCAGGGCGUGGUGGAAAACGAAAGAAAUGAUUGGUUGAUGGAUUCUUGACCCAAUUUCUCGAAACUUCUUAAGUCCCUUAUAACAGGAUUAUGUUAAUCUCACUAAUUUUGUCUUUCAACUAUUUGUGUAAUAUUUACUUUUUUAAGAAAUUUUACACUUAAGAUAGGAAUUAUCUUCAAAAUAAUUACAAUAAACCAUUUUUAUACGCCCAUCUUACGA